This is a messenger RNA of Myxocyprinus asiaticus (Chinese sucker), 5898 nucleotides long. Its product is annotated as collagen and calcium-binding EGF domain-containing protein 1-like. The transcript is spliced from 11 exons. Lineage: Eukaryota; Metazoa; Chordata; Actinopteri; Cypriniformes; Catostomidae. Gene Ontology annotation, molecular function: calcium ion binding. The record is from RefSeq and is a predicted model, not a curated record. The coding region runs from base 3643 to 4818 and encodes 391 amino acids.
AAAGUUUGCAGAGUAACUGCCAAACAUAGGCUGGACUUUCAGGCAUGUUGUUGCCAUUAUUUUUUGUGGUUCUUAAAUAGUGAAAAGUUCAAAACAAAAGGCAGAAACAGAGAUUCCAUUUUUUAAGCAAUCAAACUUGCGAUUUAUGCCUGGUGGAUGAUAAAAUGGGCGACCUAACAACAACCACCCAGAAAGAACACCAUAGCAACUAUCCACAACACUAGCAUCAUGGCGACUGAAAUGAGACCAAAUGGAGAGCAAAUUUAGAAUUUUGCUGAAGUCUUCUGCUUCUUAGAUGUUUCUCCUGAGAAGACCCCACUAAUCUCACAUGUGUCUCCAUUAGAGUUUCAGAAGAGAUCUCACCAAUGUCUUAAACUCAGAUUUGCUACCAAAGUCUGCAAUCAAAAGUCAAAACCAACAUUUCUCAGCCAGUACUUCCAAGACCAAAUGAUCUCAGCUGUGUUAUUCACAUUCAUUUUAUAGCUCUAUACUUUUACUGCUGAUCAACAAAUGACCCAUUCGUGUCUAUUUUUAUUUUACCUAAGGAAUUACCAUGUUCAUAUACCAUGGUAUGUACAUGGUGUUCCAAGAUACUUUAAAUACUACUAUGGUACAUGUCCAAAAAUAUAUGGUAAUGCCAUUCCAUGUCAUAUUUCCAGCAUGUUUUCAGCAGUAAGCGGUGUUGUGAUUUGUGCUGCUGUGGAAUGAAUGUAGUUUUCCUCUCAGGUACAGAGUUUAGAUCUGUUUGAAUUUCAGCUUCAGUGUCCUGGCAGGAGCACUGUGGAACCACUGGCAAUCUGACUGUAAAUCCACUGAGAGGAAACGAGAGUUCAGGGGGGCCGUUUUUGAUCACAGCUGUGGUAGCAGUGCUUAAUGGGAUAUCUGUUGGUGUUGUGGGUUAUAGAGGUGUGAGGGGAGCGAGAGAAUAUUAAACACCUCCACCAGUUCCCCCUCUUUACCUUCACUCUCUCUUUCAUCUUAAAUACAAGUCUUUGGUCAUACUGAAGUAUCUGUGAAGCUGUGAAGGUUGGCGUCCCACUAGAAGAUUUGGUCCCACUUUAUAUUAGUCGUCUUUAACUACUAUGUACUAACAUUAAAAUACAUACAAUACAAUGUACUUAUUGUGUAACUACAUGUUGUUCUGCAUGUAGAAUUAGAUUCUCACAAGAUUAACAUUUGCUGCUACUGAGGUUGAGGUACGGGUAGAUUUAGGAGAAGGGUUGGGGUUGGGUUAGGUUUAGGAUUAGGGGUAAGGUUAACAGUGUACUACAGAUGUAAUUACAUGCAGGUACUUGUAAGUACAUUUACAUAUGUAUAACAACACGUAUGUACAUAAAAAGUGCAUUGUAUCAAAUGCUUAGGUACACAAUAGUUAAAGACACACAAUAUAAAGUGGGUCUGAAGAUUUUUCAGCCUAUUUUUAGUUUUCAGUCAAGUUUCUUUUACAUAAUCGUGUGAGAAUCAGAGGGAGAUGGUGACCUCCUGAUCUAUUGACCCUUGCUGCUCCUUAAGGGCUCUGACCUCUUUCAACACACACUCACUUUUUCUAUCAUGUUGGGUGUUUUCCAUUGACUUCGAUUGUUUUUAUAUUGACCUAAUGACAUUUACUAUUCCCUAACCCUUAAUUUUUUUUCUGCAUUUUUACAUUACAUGUAUGCUAUAUUUUAUUAUAUUGUAUUAUUAAUACAUAUUCAGAUGUUGGCUGAAAUGUAGGUGAUUUCAGGUUAUACUAAUUCAGGUAAGGUCUUUUGGUCACACACAAAAAAAUAAAAAUAAUAAUGCACACAGAUGAUUGCAAACAAAUGGCGAACUAAAUGCAGAGAACAAACAGAUAAAACAUCAAAUAAAGGAAAAUCUCAAUAGUAAUUCAGUAGUAAUGAUGGGACAGACAGUGACCUGCAGGGGUUAAAUUGGGAUACAAUGGUAAGGAAUAAUGUCCACAUUAAUGCGGAUACAUUUGAAAACGCUGUUUUUGUUUUUGAAGCACUUGCUUUUCAAGCAUUUUCCAAAAGUUGCUCGUCCACACUAAGACGUAGGAAAACUCUUAAAUCUCCUUACUGCGCAUACAAAAAAGUGCGGUUCCAUGUACGGUCUGAAAUGCAAUCGUCCUCGUGUUCCAUUGUUAUACAGCAAUUCCGAGUAAACUUCCCAUCGCCUUUGAAGGAAUGCAAAGUGAAAUUUUUGAAAAUUUCAGUUUUUGCUGUCAAAAAUGCAGUCUCAGUGUGGACGGAUGGCCAAAACUUAGAGAAAAAGAUGCGUUUUCAAAAGAAAACUUAUUAGUGUGGAUGUGGCCUUAGGUACCUCCGAUUAAACAUUGCCAGUUUGUUCGUUACUUCAUUCUAUUUCCUGCAGGCGGGCUCCAGUUCAGUUUUUUUGAUGGAUUAUGUCUCCAUUUAGUGAGUUUGCUCGCUCAAACAACUUAAAAAUUAUUAAAAGUUAAUGGCAUAAACUUCUGUCUAGUCUGUGUCGGAACCGCAUCCGCUAUAUUCACCUGAAGCCGCACUCUUUUAACGGGGUGCGUAGCACACACGCUGCACCUCUCUCCACUGCCCAAUUCUGUUCCCAUUAGAUCACAAUCUAAUAUGCAACCAGUGCUCCCAAUUGGGAAGAAAUGUGUGGUUGCAGCGCGGGGUUAAAUGACAUGUGGACACAUACUGUGUUGCCUUCACUCCCAAAAAAAGAGAGAGUUUGCCUUCAUUCCUUGCUUAUUGGAAUUAAUGUAGAAAUGUCUAAUUUUUGUAAAAUAUUUCGGUCUAAUGGCAUUAUAUUUGCAGUCAGUUAGGAGGUAAAGCUCUUCCUCCACAUCUCCAUCAGUUUAGUCUUUCAUCUAGUGUUUUCAGGUCUAUGAGCUCCAGCUGUGAUUGGUGACAGACAGAUGUCACUCCCUCUCUCAUCUGUUUCUGUCACUCUGACUUCCUUAACAUGUUGGCAUCUCUCUCUGCCGUGACAUUUCCCCCUUUGUUUCCGUCUCUGUCAUCGCAGCCAUCACUGUGCAUUUUCUCCAACCCCAGAGGGUUUUUCACCAAACUUCCAGAGUAAUUUUCUGAUCUUAAACAAUUGAAAUCUACAUCCAGAUGAGGCAUCCAUAUGUUGAAGCACAGAUUCUGUAUGUUUAAUACUAAACCCUUGAAUUGACAAGAUCAUAUAAACAUUUACAGUCGCAAUCUGGCAACAUUUGACACAUCUUGUCUUUUUAGUGUGUGUCUGUGGCGUCAGGACUACGGGAUGCAGGAAAAUGUGUGUACAUGCUCCAUUCAUCAUAACUGUCUGACCUCAUGAAAAACAUCACUCUGAGUUGCCUUUUGAACACUUUAAUUUCAAUGCGUCAUUUCAAUAAAUGUUGACCUGUGAAACUCCUGAAUUGUGAUAUGUGAUUGGACCCAGAUGUGUCUUGAGAGAGAGAAUGAGGAAACACAGUCAGGGGGGAUUUAGGCCAUGCACACAAGCAACAGGCACAUUUAAAUGCAGAAGUGAAGCCCAUAAAUGAUCCAUCUGUGUGUAGGAAAUACAGGAGUCACUUCCAAACAAUAGUUUGGUGUCUUGCAGCUGUAAACUGACUUUAACUGCAGUGUGGACAUACAGGUAGCAUUAGUGUUGCUUGGAUUUAAAAUGGACAAUAGAUCAGUUUUAAGAACUGGCUGAAUGAGGAAUCACCCUCACUUUCCUCUGAUAGUGGCAUGUGGCAGCCAUUACCUCUUGAACACUGGCUAUGUCUCUCAUUUUGCAAUUCUGUUUGGCGACACUGAAAUGACAUUCUGCUUCAGUGUUGAAUGUACUGAUUCUCUCAUGUCUCUCUGCAGGAGGAAGUGUUGUGAAGGCUUCAGGUUUGUGAUGGGUCAGUGUGUGUCAGAAAGUGUGGAUGUGUGCGAAGGCUCCCCUUGUGAGCAGCAAUGUACUGAUAACUUCGGUCGGGUGUUGUGCACGUGCUACCAUGGUUACCGUUUUGACCGAGAGAGACAUCGUCAGCACUUGCAUCCAUACUGCAUAGAUGUGGAUGAGUGUGAGGAGUCUAACAGCACAGUGUGUGAUCAGGUGUGUGAAAACACUGCUGGAAGUUUCCGUUGCAGCUGUUUUUCUGGAUACACACUGUCACCAGACCAGCGCUCCUGUACACCCAAACACAACUUGAGCUCCACUGGAAAAUCUGACACUCAGAUGAGUUCUGGAUCAUGUUCUCUCAACUGUCGGGACUUCAUCAACAUGAAAACCAGUUUACUGCAGAUUAAACUCUUGCUGGGACACACACCUGCACAGGGUUCGUCUCUGAGUCUGGACAACAGCAGUCACAAACCGUCUCCUGGAUUAACAGGCAAAAAUCCUGAUAGUCACACACUCACUGGACCACCAGGGCCACCGGGACAACCCGGCCUACCAGGCCUCCUGGGUGAGCGAGGCGAGAAGGGAGACAGAGGGCAGCCUGGCCCCCAGGGGCCCAGAGGAGACAUGGGUCCUAUGGGGCCAAAGCCUGAUCUAGAGCACAUCAAGAGAGGCAGACGGGGCCCGGUGGGGCCUUCAGGAGCACCUGGAAAAGAUGGACAGAAGGGAGACAGAGGUUUACCUGGACCCAGAGGAGCACCUGGUCCUCCAGGCUCUUUUGACUUCCUGUUAUUGAUGAUGGCAGAUAUCCGUCAUGACAUCAUCGAGCUGCAAGAGCAAGUGUUUGGAAAGAGGCAUGGCAUAUCUCUGGAUUCACCCACCCUUCCCAGCGGAGAGGCAGAGCUUGAAGACUGGGCUUCAGGACAGGGAGAGCUGAUGCCAAACACGAAAGGUAGUGGGGACAAAUGGGGAACCUGGGUCUCCAUGAUCACACUGCUCUGACAUGCAUGUUUUUAUAGAAAAAUAAAACUCUUAUUUCAAAACAUGAAGGACCAGUUCAUUUCUCAAGAUAAAAUGCCUUUAAAUGAACGAUGAAACUAACUUCUAAUUCUUAAACUAUAUGCCACAAAACUUCAUAAUGAACAAACUUUGGGCUGGUUGGUUAUGAAACAUACUAUUUUAAGCACAGUGCAGGGUAGACUACUUUUUUUUUUUUUUUUUAAAUGUGGUACUGAUAACAAUCACAUGACUUAAAUUGCAGUCAGUAAUGUAAUAUCUUAGAAUACAUGUUAAAGUAUCUGAUUAAUCUGAUUGCUUUUGGAUUACCUCUGACCUAAUUCUUGUUUAUUUGAGGUCACAUGCAUUUGAGUAGGAUAAACUUGUACCAAUUUGGCAUAAUGUUGACAAAAUGCAUUAAAAGAAACGUACUUAAUCAAAGUAUGAGAACUGAUAUGAUUUUUUUGUGUGCUUUUACUCGCUACUUUGUGUGUUUGUUUCUGAACGAAAUAAAAAAGGCACUUAAAAUGUUCUUAAUUUUAAUCAUUUUCUCCUGACAUUUUUUUACAUUACUAACACCAUGUGUGUUAACUGAUUAGACCAGUUAUAUUUGUAAAUCAGCAUCAUAAAAAACAGAAACUGUCUCAAAAAUUGUUGCAAAAGGACAUUGUCCAUUUUUGAAGCUGAGUACAAAAGCAUUUUGCGAAACUAAAACUAACUUUACAGCACUAAUGCAAUUGGUUCGGCAUUUGUGUGGAUUACCACUCCAUCUUCAGUGUAAUUAUGGAUGGUGCUAGUAUCAGGUCUGUGUGUACAAUUCCACCCCAAUUCAAAAACACUUGAAGACUUACUGAACGUAAAUCAGCUGUAGGCUGAUUUAGAAUGAAGAAUUAUGGGGAUCAAUAAAUUAAUAUGUAAUCAUGUAAUCCAUAAAAAGUAACUGUAAUCUGAGUAUUUAAAAUGUAAUUUAAUCAAAUUGCAAGUAAUUGUUUUUGUAAUCUGAUUAUGUAAUCCAUAUAACAUGUAAUCUGUUACUACCAGCCCUGUUUUAAGCAUAUAUCUGUAAAAGGGAAUUAGAGCAUAUAU